CCAGAGACCGGCUCGCGCCCAGGCCUCACAGCCGCCAACCGGGACAUGGCUCAGGCCGGCAACUCCGGGGACCCCGGAUCCUCCCGCCGCUGCCUGGCCACACAGUACUUCACUGAGGAGGAGAACAACGCCAUCGAGAGCCUGAGCACCAGCGAGAGGGUGGUGGAUCUGUUGAACCAGGCGGCUCUCCUGGUCAAUGAUAAGAUCUCGGUCCUCAAACAGGUGCAGGAGCUGAUAGUGAACAAGGACCCCACGCUGCUCGACAACUUUCUGGAUGAAAUGAUUGCAUUUCAGUCGGAUAAAUCCGUUGAUGUUCGGAAGUUUGUGAUCGGAUUCAUGGAAGAGGCCUGUAAGCGGGAUAACGAGCUGCUGCCCAAGCUGAUCGCUAACCUGAACAUGCUGCUUAAAGAUGAGAACGUCAACGUGGUCAAGAAAGUCAUCCUGACCAUGACUCAGCUUUACAAGGUGGCUCUGCAGUGGAUGGUGAAGUCGAAGGUGAUCAGUGACAUGGAGGAGGCGUGCUGGGACAUGGUCAGUGCCAUGAAGGACGAGAUUGUCACCAUGUUGGACUCAGACAAUGACGGGAUCCGCACCCACGCUGUCAAGUUCAUCGAGAGCCUGAUCAUCACCCUGUCCCCUCGCACCCCAGACUCCGAGGUACCCAAACGCCAAGAGAACGACAUCAGCCUGGACCGUAUUGCCAAGGGCCAUCCCAACAUCAAAGCCAAUGUCCUGCAGGAGGAAGGGAAGUUGGCACUUGACCACUUGCUGAAGUUUAUGGUGCACCCGGCGAUCACUAGCAUCAACCUGACGGCAGCGCUGGGCUCCCUGGCCACCAUCGCCCGACAGAGACCCAUGUAUAUGUCCGAGGUCAUCCAGGCCUACGAGACGCUUCACGCUAACUUGCCCCCGACCCUGGCCAAGUCUCAGGUCAGCAGUGUGAGGAAGAAUCUGAAGCUCCACCUGCUGAGCGUGCUGAAGCACCCAUCCUCCUUCGAGUUCCACGCCCAGAUCACCACCCUGCUCCUGGACCUGGGCACCCAACAGCAGGAGAUCGCACGCAACAUGCCCAGCCUCAAGGAGCUGCGCAAGAGACACCGCGACGAGGCUGAGCAGGGGGCCAAGAAGAUCAAGAUCGAGCCGCUGGCUGAGGAUGAUGAAGAUAAGGACCUGGAACCCACAGCGGCCGUGGCUCCCAAACCCUCGUCCACCCAGAACACCCAGUCAGCCAUCGACAUCACAGCACAGUUCCUCACUCCCCUGCUCUCCCCUGACAACGUGGCUAAUCUGGUACUGAUCAGCAUGGUGUACCUGCCUGACGUGAUGCCAGCCUCCUUCCAGGCCACCUAUACCCCGGUGGAGUCUGCGGGGACUGACGCCCAGAUCCAGCACCUGGCUCGGCUCAUGGCCACACAGAUGACGUCAGCCGAUCUGGGGCCAGGUGUGGAGCAGAUGAAGCUUCAGGCCGACGAGGAUCAGAAGGCGGGGAAAGACGGCAAGUCGGACAGCCCGCUGAUCAAGCGACGCGGCACCAACCUCAAACCGGGCCAAGGCCAGGCCAUCUCAGUGGUGGGCGCCCCCGCUCCCUUCCAGCCCAGCAAGGAGGAGGACACCCAGGCCAGGCGCAGGCCAGAGCCCAUCAUGCCGUCCAGCCAGCAAAGGCCGCUGGGGGUGAGCGGGAGGAAGAAGAUCUUCAGGCUGACGGACGUGGUGCAGCAGCUGCCGGUGGACAAGAUGGACAAGCUGAAGCUGGGGGCCGUGCAGCGCAUCCUCAACGCAGAGCGGGUGGUCGUCCGCAGUGGGGCAGCUCCGAUCCGGGUGAAGAUCCUGGCUCGCCUGGUGACCCAGUUUGACGGGAAGAUGAAGAACGAGAUGAUGGACUUCAUCCUGGAGGACAUCCGCAGCCGCAUCGACCUGGCCUUCGCUUGGCUCUACCAGGAAUACAACCUGUACCUCAGCCACUGGCCCAGCGGCGCUCUGGACAGCUAUGACGAGUGUCUGACCAGCCUGCUCUCCGGCCUGCAGGAAAAGCCCGACCAGAAAGACGGGCUGUUUACCAAGUUGGUGUUGGAAGCUCCCUGCAUCACUGACAGCGCCUUGGAGGUGAUCCGCAGAUACUGUGAGGACGAGACUCGCAUUUACCUGGGAAUGUCCACACUCCGAGACCUGGUGUUCAAACGCCCGUCAAAGCAGCUGCAGUACUUGCACGUACUGCUAGACCUCAGCUCCCACGAGAAGGACAAGGUCCGUUCCCAGGCGCUAAUGUUCAUUAAGAGGAUGUAUGAGAAGGAGCAGCUUCGUGAGUACAUUGAGAAAUUUGCCCUGAAUUACCUCCAGCUACUGGUUCAUCCCAACCCUCCGUCCAUCCUGUUCGGGGCCGACAAGGACACAGAGGUGGCUGCCCCCUGGACCGAGGACACAGUGAAGCAGUGCCUGUACCUGUACCUGGCUUUGCUGCCCCAGAACCACAAGCUGAUCCACGAGCUCGCUGCCGUCUACACUGAAGCCAUCGCCGACAUCAAGCGCACGGUGCUGCGAGUCAUCGAGCAGCCGAUCCGGGGGAUGGGGAUGAACUCCCCGGAGCUGCUGCUGCUUGUGGAAAACUGUCCCAAAGGGGCUGAGACCCUCGUCACUCGCUGUCUCCACAUCCUGACCGACAAAGUGCCUCCGUCUCCCGAGCUGGUGAAGAGAGUCCGUGAUCUCUACCACAAGAGGGUGCCUGACGUGCGCUUCCUGAUCCCAGUGCUGAACGGCCUCGAGAAGAAAGAAGUGAUUCAGGCCCUGCCCAAGCUGAUCAAACUGAAUCCCAUUGUGGUGAAGGAAGUCUUCAACCGGCUGCUGGGAACCACACACGGUGAAGGUGGGUCCACAGCGAUCUCACCUUUGACGCCUGGCGACCUGCUGAUCGCUCUGCACAACAUUGACUCCACCAAGUGUGACAUGAAAUCCAUCAUCAAAGCCACUAACCUGUGUUUUGCGGAGAAGAACGUGUACACCUCGGAGGUGCUGGCGGUGGUGAUGCAGCAGCUGAUGGAGCAGAACCCCCUACCCAUGCUGCUCAUGCGCACUGUCAUCCAGUCCCUCACCAUGUACCCCCGGCUGGGGGGCUUCGUCAUGAACAUCCUGGCCCGGCUCAUCAUGAAACAGGUGUGGAAAUACCCCAAGGUGUGGGAAGGCUUCAUCAAGUGCUGCCAACGCACCAAACCUCAGUCCUUCCAGGUCCUGCUGCAGCUGCCGCCCACACAGCUGGCCAGUGUCUUCGAGAAGUGCACUGAGCUGAGGGAGCCCCUCCUCACACACGUGCGUUCCUUCACACCUCACCAGCAAAACCACAUUCCCAAGUCCAUCAUGACCGUGCUCGAGGCCAACAUAAAAACUGACAUGGAGCCCAUGGACACCAAGAUGCUGAGUGAGGAGGAAAUGCAGCACAUGUCUAUCGCCCAAGUACAGAAGGACAUGAUCACCGUACGUUUGGCUCAAGAGAAAGCCUUGAAGAGGAAGCUCGAGGAGGAGCAGAAACUCAAACAACAACAGCAGUUCGCUGCUCAGUUACAGCCUGGGGCCUGUGUUCUCGGAAAAGCCCCCGUCUCUCUCCUAGGCCAGCCCAUGAUGGGCCAAACUCCCCCCUCCAUCCUAGGCCAGCCCACACACCAGUCCCUGCUAGGGCAUCCCAACCAGUCACUCCUGGGACAACUCAACACGUCCAUCUUAGGUCAGCCCACCCAGUCUAUCCUGGGACACCCGAGCCAGUCCAUCCUGGGACACCUCUCCCAAUCCAUCCUGGGCCACCCCUCACAGUCUAUCCUGGGCCACCCCACACAGUCUAUUCUGCCACAGAGCAACCCACCAAACCUGUCACAGGGCAACGCACCCAGUAAACCCAACACAACUAACCUGGGCAAGGUAGCCCUGCCCACCAUGGGCAAGCAGGCUUCUCCCACCAUGGGCAAGCAGACCCCGCCUACCCUGGGCAAGCAGGUCCCUCUGCUGGGCAAGCAGACUCCUCCCGCUCUUGGCAAGCCAGUCCCACCCAUCCUGGGCAAGCAGGCCCCUCCCAUGCUGGGCAAGCCAGCCCCGCCCACUCUGGGUAAGCAGACUCCUCCCACCAUGGGCAAGCAGGCCCCUCCCCUGCUGGGGAAGGCAGCCCCUCCCACUCUUGGAAAGCCACCUCUGCCUAUUCUGGGGAAGCAGGCCCCGCCCACCCUAGGCAAACAGACUCCUCCCACUCUGGGCAAACCAACAACCCUCCCACCCAACCUGACCCAGACUAACUUGGUCCAGACCAACCCUCCCACUUUGGCCAAGCCGGCUCCUCCCACUCUGGGUAAACCCACGCCUCCAACCCUGGGCAAGCAAGCUCCGCCCACCCUAGGCAAGGCGACCCCUCCCACACUGGGUAAGCAGGCCCCUCCCACCCUAGGACAGCCCACCCCGAGCCCCGCGGGAGCGGCUCAAGAGGAGCCGAUGGAAGUGCAGAGCAGCACAGGGGCGGAGCCUGAGACCCCCACCAUCAUCAUCAACGUGAAGGAGGAAGAGGAGGGGCCGGUGGUGGGGGUGGAGGAGGCAUCUCAUGAGAUGGUCGUCAUGGACUCGGGGCAUGACGGACAGAUUGUGGUAAAGGACACGGACACGGGGGAGCGAGGAGGGAGGCUACAGCCACUGCACGAGGUGGGACACCUGGUGGAGCCGGACCAUGGCUCCGUCACCGAGCAGGUGAUCCUGGUGAGGGACGAAGCCCCUUCUCCUCUGGCGGCAGGGGGUGGGGAGGAGGGCGGAGGAGGGGGCGAGCGACAGACCCCUCCCGCGGCAGACCAGCCCGAGGAGCCCAUGGAGCAGGAGGGGGUGGGAGAAGCGUCCGAAGAGAAGGGGGGAGGGAAUGGGAGCCUGCAGAAACCCAUCACCAAGCGCAAGGCCACCUUGAGGAAGGUCAACUGAGGAGCGAGCGGUCAAGGCCGAGUGAUGGAGAGAAGAGGAGAGAGGAAGAGGAAGGAGUUCCGAGCUUGACCACAAGUCUCUGAUAGCCAAUACCUGAGAAGGAGCCAGGCUGGCCAGCCUGACAGCGAAUCGGGACAUCAUUCGGACCUUGAUCAGCAGAUAAUUUCAGCCACAAUAGAUGUUUCAAUAGAGGAAAUACCCCCCCUCUCCUCUCCCCACCCCACCCCGUAUAAACAUGUAUUUUAUGUGUUGUGGACGACGUGUCACAGUUUUAACGUGGUGUGUGUCCCCCCGCGCCCCCAAAAAGGAGGGCACCCGCACCCCUCUUCUUCCACCCCACCUCCGGACUGGCCGACCGCCAUGUUUGUUCUGUUGGCCCCAUCCCGGGACUCCCCUCAUCCACCAUCCUCCCAUGUUCCCUGUCCACUUGCUGCAAUCAUAUUCCCUCGCGUGGUCUCGCUCCCUCCCACCUCCAGGCGUUCAGGUGAGGAGGCGGACAGUUUACUUCCAGGUUCAGUCCGGUCACCCUUCAAAGCCGGAAUCUCCAUAACUUUUAAAUUUAGCGCCGUGCCAUAUGGGGAGAGGUUAAUAAUAAUAAUAAUAAUCUUUGCAUUUGAUAUAGCGCCUGAUCACGCCUUCGAGGAUGGUGGAAUAGGGGAGGGGGGGAAGCCAUGUGCCCACCGCCACAGCAACCACGACAACCUAGUUUUGAUCGCCGGUUCCUGUUUUUGCAAGGAUGUUGCAAAGACUUUUAUUUUUCUUUGUGAGGAGGUAUAGGGGGGAUUGUUAGCCUGUGUUCAAAUCCUAGCGGUUGCUCUUUUAUGCCACGAAGACCAUCUUAGACUUCAAACGCUAACCCCUCCCCCCCCCCCCGCGCCCGAUUGUACGAACCCAAUCAAUAAAUACUAUUUGUGUUUAA
This is a messenger RNA of Callorhinchus milii (elephant shark), 5854 nucleotides long. RefSeq names its product symplekin (gene sympk). The coding region runs from base 46 to 4935 and encodes 1629 amino acids. The record is from RefSeq and is a predicted model, not a curated record. The transcript is spliced from 25 exons. NCBI's taxonomy places the organism in Eukaryota, Metazoa, Chordata, Chondrichthyes, Chimaeriformes, Callorhinchidae. Gene Ontology annotation, cellular component: mRNA cleavage and polyadenylation specificity factor complex.